Molecule: messenger RNA, 342 nt
Organism: Geodia barretti
Lineage: Eukaryota; Metazoa; Porifera; Demospongiae; Tetractinellida; Geodiidae
Source: the annotation of a GenBank genome assembly
AUGUUCGCCAUGGACGCCGUGGCACCCAAGCGACGCGAAAUCGCCGAACCGAGAUUUGACCAUUACGAGGAUACCGGGUGCGAGGUCGCCUCGACCUGCUUUGGCUGCCCGUUACCUCGCUGCAAGUUUGACGAUAUGGAAUGGUUUUACAAAUACCGUCGUUUGGGGCGAUACCUGCACAUGGCCUCCGUCAUACACGGCGAGGGCCUUUCCAUAUCCGAAGCCGCCGAGCGAUUCUCCGUCACCCAGCGGACCAUAUUCCGCGUCUUAAACCGCUGCCGUGACGCCAUGCGGGAAUUGACGCCAGCGGAAGCCGCCGUGUUCGCCAGGCUGGCGGCAUAA